CGAUUUUCUACCUUUUAUGAUUUUGUUUUUCGGUUUUUUCCCCCUAUUGACGAUUCGCACAUGUUGUUCGGGGAGUCGGUUUUAGGUGUCCUUUCGUUCUAUAUAAAUUAUAACAGAUCCGUGUUCUGGUCAGUUGCUGUGGAGCAUUGGAAGCAACCCUAUCAGAAUGACAUUGGCGGAAAAACUAGCGCUAGUGACUAUUGUCGCUUGUGCUUGCGCAGCGAUAUCGAGGGCUAGUCCACUAGAACCGGAGCGGUACUUUUUGGUUGAGGCUGAACCACGUGCCCAGCAGGAAGAUUAUCUGUUGAAUGAUGAUGUGUGGCCUUCGCACUACGAUAUCGAGAUUGUACCGUACCUGGAAGCGGAAGGAAACAAGGCACAGUUCACUUUCGAUGGUAGUGCAAAGGUGACGGUCACUACCACGAAACAGGAUGUGACGCAGAUCAAGCUGCACAAGGCAAGGAUGGAUAUCAGUGCCUGGAGCGUUCUCCGCACAUCGGAUAAUGCCGUUAUACCGACACAGCAGGAAAUGUAUGAUGCUGAGACGGAAAUUUUGACACUGCCACUGAGCACGCCUCUGCAGGCAAACGCGGAGUACGUGCUGUCGUUUACAUACAUCGGAAACAUGGACGAAGAUAUGCAUGGAUUCUACCGCAGCUACUAUUGGUCGAAUGGCGAAAAGGUGUGGAUGGGAUCGACACAGUUCCAGCAGACACAUGCCCGCCGUGCCUUUCCGUGCUUCGACGAGCCUAAAUUUAAGGCCACCUUCCAGCUUAAGAUCAACCACAAAACGCAGUACAAUGUGUACUCUAAUACACCGAUCAUAACCAGCACGACUCCUCAAGCUGGUCGCAGCUUGACCACGUUCGGCGUUACUCCAACGAUGUCUUCCUAUCUGGUAGCUUUCAUUGUGGCACCGUACGAUGUGAACGAACGCAGUGGUAUGGGCAUACUUGCUCGACCUCAGGCCAAGAACCAGACGGAUUACAGUUUGAGCGUAGGCAUCGAUCUACUGAGAGCGCUUGGCGACUGGAUUGACUAUCCGUACAGCAGUGUUCCCGCGAUGACGCGUAUGUACAUGGCUGCGGUGCCCGAUUUUUCGGCCGGUGCCAUGGAAAACUGGGGACUGCUCACAUACCGGGAAACGAAUAUUCUUUACCGUGCGGAUGAUUCGACCAGCAUGCAGCAGCAGCGUAUUGCGGCCGUUAUUUCACACGAGAUAGCGCACCAGUGGUUCGGAGAUCUUGUGACCUGCGAAUGGUGGGACGUUACCUGGCUGAACGAGGGUUUCGCUCGCUACUAUCAAUACUACGGCACUGCACUAGUGGAAACGGCCUGGGAUCUGAAUGAUCAGUUCGUGGUGGAACAGCUGCAGGGAGUGAUGCAGAUGGACAGCUUGAUGUCUACCCAUCCCAUGACACAUCCCGUGUACACACAAUCUCAGGUUAGCGGUAUCUUUGAUAACAUUUCCUACAACAAGGGAGCGGUCACACUGCGCAUGAUGGAACACUUCCUCGGUACGGACCGGUUCCAGACCGCUCUGAGGGCAUAUAUUAAGGAUCGUGCAUUUAAAACCACACGUCCAGCAGAUCUUUUCAACGCUCUGAAUCGCUACGAUCCCAGUGCCAGGGCUUUCAUGGAACCGUGGACGGUUCAGUCCGGUUAUCCGCUGGUAACCGUCACUAGCCAUGACAGUGGAUUCACGCUUACCCAGAAACGUUUCCUCGUUAACGACCCGAAUCACACAGAUCAGACAACCUGGCCAUUGCCAAUCACCUAUGCUACGGACGCGAAUGGGUUUGCCAAUACGACUCCCGCUAUUCACACCGAAAGGACGAUGAACAUUGAAAUGGAGGGUGCUUCCGAUGUUAAAUACUUCAUUCUGAACAAUCAGCAAGUGGGUUAUUAUCGCGUCAACUACGAUGCCAAUCUGUGGGCGAAGAUAAGUAAGGCGCUGCGCAGCGAAGGAUUCGGUGGAAUUCAUGUACUAAACCGUGCACAGAUUGUGGACGAUCUCUUCAAUUUGGCACGUGGUGAUGUUGUACCAUACGGAACAGCGUUGGAAAUUCUGGAGUACCUAAAGGAUGAAACUGAAUAUGCACCAUGGUUGGCGGCAGUCAAUGGUCUCACCACUCUGUCUCGCAGGGUACACUCGGAGGAUGAAAAACUAUUUGCGUCCCACAUCUUGGACAUCUUUUCCAAGGCAUACGACACGGUGAAGUUCCAAGCACCAGGCGUAUCUGAACGACGUGUCUUUACGUACAUGCGUCAGAAUGUACUUCAAUGGGCUUGCAAUUAUGGUCACGAAGAGUGCAGCAAAGCUGCGGUAGCCGAAUUCGACCGAUACCACAAAAAUCCCACCAUGAAAGUUCAUCCUGACUUACGCCAGGUCGUAUAUUGUGAGGGAAUUCGUAAAGGCACUGUAGAGCACUUUGAGUUCUUGUGGAACCAGUAUUUGACGACGAACAUGGCAACAGAGCAAAUUCUUAUCCUGCAGGGAUUAGGCUGCGCUUCAACGAGUGAACUAGUUACCAUUAUGUUGGAUGCCAUCGCAUCACCAAACGUUCGUUCGCAAGAUAAGAGCAACGCUUACACGUACGUCAUCAAUAACCCGUAUACGCUUCCACAUGUUUCGCGCUACCUUCAACAACACCACGCCAUUUGGGCUGCUGCGCACGGUAGCUACAUGAAUGUUGCUUCUGCAUUUAACAAUCUGCUCUCCCGUUUGAAGAGCGACAGCGAGCGCGAUAUGAUCAGUAGCUUCAUCGAGGCGAACAAGAACACACUUGGCCAGGCUGCCUACGAUUCGAUUAAGAACGGAUUGGAGGAUUACGAAACUAACAAGCAGUUUACCAUGAGAAAUCGUGGCGAAAUCAGUGAGUUCCUGGACAAGAAGAUCAAUGGCGGUGCAGCUACCAUGAUUGCCAAUUUGGCGCUGAUUGUUGGACUGUUGAUGGUGGUACUAGCUCGUUGGUAAUUCACUAACCGUUGUUUAAGUGCCAUGUUACAGUGAUGCAGUCACGGGUUUCAAAUGUGUCAAAAAUGUGCUUUAAUAUUUGUUUUAAGUAUGUUGGACCAAUAAAGUAUUUACUUGCUCACUUA
This is a messenger RNA of Anopheles funestus (African malaria mosquito), 3102 nucleotides long. RefSeq names its product membrane alanyl aminopeptidase-like. Lineage: Eukaryota; Metazoa; Arthropoda; Insecta; Diptera; Culicidae. Bases 167 to 2977 code for a protein of 936 amino acids. Gene Ontology annotation, biological process: peptide catabolic process; proteolysis. The transcript is spliced from 7 exons. The record is from RefSeq and is a predicted model, not a curated record. Gene Ontology annotation, molecular function: peptide binding; metalloaminopeptidase activity; zinc ion binding. Gene Ontology annotation, cellular component: cytoplasm.